AGUGUACAUGUGCUGCCGCGCUGGAUUGCUUACUUCUGAUACCGACUUAUACGCCGGGCUCUUGUCUCUAAUCUUGACUUGAGGUACAUACACGCGCUGGGCUUUAUUCGCAGCCUAAUUGUCAAUGGAUAGGUGAUGCUAAGCGUUGGGCCUCGACGAACGCACUGCGCGGUGCGGUAGAAGCGCAGGCGCAAGUAUAUCGGCUAACAGCGCAUUACCGGCGUUUGCCCAAUCGUCUAUUACCUUUUGCAAAGGCCAUGGCAGACGGCUGCUUUGCCUGGCCACCUCCCAAUCGCACGCAACUACGGACUGCAAGCAUGCGGACGUCGAGAAUCCCGCAUGCGUUGCCCAAGCUCACAGCAUUUCGUGCAAGUCAAUCCUAUGCAAUUAAACUCGUUUCUCCGAGCUUCAUGUUAAUUUCGCGAAAAUGCAACAAAACGCAAAGCGCGGCUGUCUCCGGUGUCAGUGGCAUGGCCAUGCCGGACCCAACGGAGCCCUCCGCCCCGCAAUCUGAAGAGGCGACAAAGGCAGUGCAGAUGGAACGCAAGCGCUCGCGUGCCCUGAUGCCCUACCUGGUGCCCUCUCCAAACCACGGAAUCAUCGGCAGCUCAAAAUACGCUGACCGGCUGCGACGGCAGGUGGUUGCCGCGGCGCGUGAUAACAGCAGGCGAGCCGUGCUUAUCUUCGGUGAGCCCGGCCUGGAGAAGCCCAACGUGGCAGCGCUCAUUCACUUCGGCGGACCCUGCCGUACAACUCCCAUGGCAGCCCUGGACUGCGCGCGGCUGGAUUGGACGGGAUUGGAGCUGUUCGGCCGGGGCGAGAAGGCGGGGCUGGUAGAGACGGUGGGAGACGGCACCCUGCUGCUGCAGAAUGUGCACAAGCUGCCUCCCUCGCUGCUCCCAAAGCUCGUCCGGCUAUGCGGCGAUGGCACCUACCGCCGCGCCUCCAACCCCGACCAGAUUUCCUGCCUCCUCACUCCGCUAGACAGUCGGGACGCCCUGCCAGACACCCUGCCGCCACGCCGCCGCGCAUCCUGCCGCAUCAUCAUGACUGCUAGCCGCCAGGUUCCCCAACUUGACAAGGUUGCCACCACCAUCAAGGUUCCGCCUCUGCGCCUGCGCCCCUCCGACGUCAGGGACCUGCAGCGAUACUACCUGCAGCAGCUGGCCCGGCGGCAGGGCGCCUCGCCCACCUCCUCGCUGCGACUGGAGCUCAGCCCCGGAGCGGUACGGCAGCUGGAGAGCUACGGCUGGCCCGGGAACAUCACGGAGCUGGCCCAGCUGGUGGAGCGGGCGGUGCUGCAAUCAGACGAGGCGGCUGCGGGGCCGCCUGGGGGGCGGAUCAGCGAGGAGGUGUUCUGGUUCGCAAAGCAGGCCAAGGACCGCUUCCGUCUCAAUCUGCUGGCCACCUACCCGCCGCUGCGCCGCCUGCUGCGGUCGAGACUCUGGCCCGAUGCCAUAAACUUCAACUUCACCGCCUACAUCUACCCCCUCAUCGUCGCCCUGCUGCUGCUGGGGCCCCAGGACCGCGCCCACAACCCCGCCCUGCUGCUCUUCUGGGACGGCUGGUGGCCCGCUGUGUUCCUGUCGUACCCGCUGCUGGGCCGCGUGUGGUGCGCGGUGUGCCCCUUCAUGAUAUGCGGGGAGCUGGUGCAGCGCUGGAGGCUGG
Molecule: messenger RNA, 1668 nt
Organism: Astrephomene gubernaculifera
Lineage: Eukaryota; Viridiplantae; Chlorophyta; Chlorophyceae; Chlamydomonadales; Astrephomenaceae
Source: the annotation of a GenBank genome assembly